Molecule: messenger RNA, 1867 nt
Organism: Scophthalmus maximus (turbot)
Lineage: Eukaryota; Metazoa; Chordata; Actinopteri; Pleuronectiformes; Scophthalmidae
Product: rho guanine nucleotide exchange factor 19
Exons: 12
Coding region: 94-1779 (561 amino acids)
Biological process (GO): intracellular signal transduction; activation of GTPase activity
Cellular component (GO): cytoplasm; nucleus
Molecular function (GO): guanyl-nucleotide exchange factor activity
Source: RefSeq, a predicted model, not a curated record
UGCUGCUGUCGUUUAACACAUUCACAGGGCAGAAUUUUAACAUAAGAAAAGUCUUGAGUGGCAGCUUAUGUGUAAAAGACCAGUUUUAGUAUUAUGGCCCAACUUGAUUGCGAAGAGGAGAACGAUUGUUGUUUGAGCAGCAGCACCUUCACUAAUCUACACUCCUACUUUGAAAAUGGUCACCUAGUGAAUAAUUUGAAAGCACAAACGCCGACCCCGGAGACAAGAGAGGAGCUUUCUGAAGAGCUUACUACUCUGGACAACUACAGUGCACAGGUUGUUGAGGGUCUCGACGAGAGCAAUGACUCCCUGAGGCAGCCUGAGGAUGGCCGUUCUCACGCCAUGGACAUCUCUUCUGCCAUCAGCUCGGUGGCAUUGAACGGCACAUGGGCUUUGGGGAAAAUGCUAAAUUUGUUCUCGGUUCCUGGACUUGAAGAUGACUCCUCUUUGUCCUCCUCAGAUGAUCAGGAUAAAACUGAAGAGGGGGAGGGAGAGCCGGUUGAGAAGGAAGAGCUCAGUGUGACAUUCCAGUCAAAAUACAUCCAUAUUUUCCCACUGUAUCAGGACUACUGUCUGGCCCAACUGAUAGCACCCCAGUAUCUGCAGGGUCUGCGGUCCCAUCUUAGCUCUCUUUGCCUUUCUGAGGCCACAUCCCCUCCAUCACACCCUCAUGAAGAGACUCCAUCAUCCUCGCCUCCAACUCACCCAAUCAGGGUGACUCCGUGUACCCUUUGGCAAGAUCUAGACGAGGUGAAGGCUUCUGGCCUGCUCAACAGCUUGACCACCAGAGAGAUUCGCCAUCAGGAGUCGAUGUUCGAGUUGAUCGGUUCUGAGGCGUCUUACUUGAGGAGCCUUGGAGUUGCUGUCGGUCAUUUUCAUGCAUCGACGCCACUGAAACGGACCCUUUCUAAAAUGGAGCAUCACAUUUUGUUUUCCAACGUUCGUCGCGUCAUGGCAGCCAGUGAAAAGUUUCUCAUGGAUCUGGAAAUGCGACUGGGAGAGAGCGUGUUGAUCACUCAGGUUGGAGACAUUGUGCUGCAGCACUGCCCAGAGUUUCAUAAGCUCUAUGUGCCAUAUGUGACAAACAUGAUGUACCAGGAGGCCCUCGUCAACCAGCUGCUGCAGCAGAACAGAGACUUUCUGUAUUCACUCAAGAAGCUUGAGGGUGACCCAGUGUGUCAAAGACGGGACCUGAAGUCAUUCCUUGUUCUUCCCUUCCAGAGAAUUACUCGUUUUAAACUUCUACUGGAGAACAUCCUGAAACUGACUGAACCCGACUCCGACUCCAUUUCAAAUCUCGAAAAAGCAAUAGAAGCCAUUCAUGAGAUCGUGGCAGAGUGUGACCAAGGGGUUAGAAAAAUGAAACAAAUUGAGGAGCUGGUCAGCCUGGAAAUGCAUCUGGAUUUUGACAAAGUUAAGUCAGUUCCUCUGGUUGUCAGUGGGCGAUUUCUGAUGCACCAGGGUUCCAUGAAACAGCUGAUGGUGGAGGGGACUUAUAGCUCCAGACCUUCAUUCAUCGGCGUCUACCUCCACCUCUUCAAUGACCUCCUGAUCAUCUCCUUGAAAAAGGAUCAGCGGUUCAUAGUUGAAGAUCACGCAGAGUUCCCCACACACGUGCGUAUAGAAAAUCUGAAGACUGAAGUCCUGAGUUUACCCCCGGAAUCCUUCCUUCUACACCUCUCUCAAAGUCAAACGGGACAUCCCACCGCCAUGAUACUUGUGACGCACACAAGGUCGGAUAAAGAGACAUGGACGAAGUUGCUGUCAGGUCAACAGUGAUGGAGGAAAUGACAAUUUAGAUUUUUAAACAUCAAACUUUCAUUGUUUUAACUUGCACAUUUCUAAAAACUUAACUCAAGCGUUAACG